Messenger RNA from Cebus imitator (Panamanian white-faced capuchin), 4121 nucleotides. RefSeq names its product coiled-coil domain containing 85A (gene CCDC85A). Gene Ontology annotation, biological process: negative regulation of DNA-templated transcription. Bases 639 to 2297 code for a protein of 552 amino acids. The record is from RefSeq and is a predicted model, not a curated record. The transcript is spliced from 6 exons. Lineage: Eukaryota; Metazoa; Chordata; Mammalia; Primates; Cebidae. Gene Ontology annotation, cellular component: nucleus.
CUUUUCGACUCUGCUCUGCAAAUCGAAGGCUUCUCGGAGCAUCCUAGGAGCGGCCGCCGGCGAAGCAAAGGCAGCAGGCGGAGCGCAGCAGCCUACGGGCAGCCGCGGCGGCGGCGUCGCUAGAGCAGCCGGGGAGGCGCCGCGGGGCCCGGCGCGCCCUCCUCAGCUAGGAGAGGGGAGAAGCCGGGGGCUGCAGCUGGGCAAGGGGGAGGAAAGUGCGUGUGCGUGCGCGCCUGUGUGCGAGGCAGAGAGUGCGAGGGGCGACAGCCUCGGCUCCAGGCGAAGGAGAAGGCAGGGGAACGGGGGUGCAGCCCCCAGCCGUCCCCAAGGCUUUCCCGCGGCGGCCCCGGGCUCCCCAGAGCCUCUCACCAUGGACUUGCGCGGAGUUGGGACGGGCCUCCGCAGCAGCGCCCGGGUGGCUGCCGGGCCCUGGGGGAGCGCGGGCGCGCGCGCGGGGAUGGCGAGGUAGGAUGGCCACCCAGCGCGACCCCCGCCGCCCCAACCCAGCGGCCCCUGGGCGGUGCCGCUGACUCGCCGGAGCGCACAGGGGUGUGGGCGGAGGCGGCCCCGCCGCGCCCGCGCCUUCGGGAGUCGCCUCGCCUCUUCCACCGACUCGCACCUGCCACCGCGCGGAUACCAUGUCGAAGGCGGCCGGAGGCGCGGCGGCGGCGGCGGCGGCGGCGGCGGAAAGUUGUUCCCCAGCCCAGGCCGGCUCGUCCGCGGCCGCGCCCGUGGAGGACCUGUCCAAAGUGUCGGACGAAGAGCUGCUGCAGUGGAGCAAGGAGGAGUUGAUCCGCAGCCUGCGGCGUGCCGAGGCCGAAAAGGUGAGCGCGAUGCUGGACCACAGCAACCUCAUCCGCGAGGUGAACCGCCGCCUGCAGCUGCACCUCGGCGAGAUCCGCGGCCUCAAGGAUAUCAACCAGAAACUCCAGGAGGACAACCAGGAACUGAGGGACCUCUGUUGCUUCCUGGAUGAUGACCGGCAGAAAGGCAAGAGGGUGUCCCGGGAGUGGCAGAGACUGGGUCGCUACACUGCCGGGGUGAUGCACAAGGAAGUGGCCUUAUACCUGCAGAAGCUGAAAGAGCUGGAGGUGAAGCAGGAGGAAGUGGUGAAGGAGAACAUGGAGCUCAAGGAGCUCUGCGUGCUGCUGGACGAAGAGAAGGGUGCGGGCUGCGCCGGCAGCCGCUGCUCCAUAGACAGCCAGGCCAGCCUGUGCCAGCUCACGGCCUCCACCGCGCCCUACGUGCGGGAUGUGGGUGACGGCAGCAGCACCUCCAGCACCGGCAGCACUGACAGUCCAGACCACCACAAGCACCAUGCGAGCAGUGGCAGCCCGGAGCACCUGCAGAAGCCCCGGAGCGAGGGCAGCCCGGAGCACGCCAAGCACAGGAGCGCCAGCCCCGAGCAUCCACAGAAACCCAGGGCCUGCGGGACCCCAGAUCACCCCAAAGCACUCAAAGGACCUAGCCCGGAGCACCACAAACCCUUGUGCAAGGGCAGCCCCGAACAGCAAAGGCACCCGCAUCCAGGGAGCAGCCCCGAAAUGCUGCCUAAGCACGUGCUGAGUGGGAGCCCGGAGCACUUCCAGAAGCACCGGUCAGGGGGCAGCCCUGAACACACCCGGCACAGUGGAGGGAGCCCAGAGCAUCUUCAGAAACACGCCCUCGGGGGCAGCCUAGAGCAUCUCCCCAGAGCCAGGGGCACCAGCCCGGAGCACCUCAAACAACAUUUUGGAGGGAGCCCUGAUCACAAACACGGAGGCGGCGGUGGAGGAGGUGGAGGCAGCGGAGGAGGCAGCAGGGAGGGCACCCUCAGACGGCAGGCGCAGGAGGACGGGUCACCCCAUCACCGCAAUGUCUACAGUGGCAUGAAUGAAUCAACCUUGUCCUAUGUUAGGCAGCUGGAGGCAAGAGUAAGACAGCUGGAGGAAGAAAAUCGCAUGCUGCCCCAGGCCAGCCAGAAUAGAAGGCAACCUCCAACUAGAAACAGCUCAAAUAUGGAGAAAGGCUGGGGGCCCAGAGCCCGGCGGGUCUUGCAGUGGUGGCAAGGGUGCCGAGGAAUAGGACGAUGCCUGCCCACUCUCCCGGGUUCUUUUAGGUUGUCAUCAGGGGCUGAUGGGAGUAACAGUUCACCCAACUCCGCAGCUAGCUUCAGUGGACAUGCCACACCUUCCCAGCAGCCUGAACCUGUGGUACAUUCUCUUAAGGUUGUGUGGAGGAAACUUGGAGAUGCUGCAGGUUCGUGUCCUGGAAUUAGGCAACAUUUGUCAGGAAACCAGUACAAAGGACCAAUGUGAGAUGCGUUCUUUUUCAAACAGGAGAUCACCACUGCCAGAAAAAGACAGAUGACAAGAAGAAGAAAAAGGAAAGAGUCGGUUUCCACAAACCUGGACUCAUGGAAAAACAUAGAGUGAUUGUACAUUGCACAUAUCUUCCCUCUAAAACCUGUAGUACAGCUUCCCCCUCAAGCUGAUGUUCUGUGUCCCUCACCUCAAUGUCCACAACAGUCAAUCUCAAACAAGGUAGCUUUGAAAAUCUGAAACAGAGUAGCUUUGAAAAAUCACCAUUUUGGUACCAGUGUUUUCAUUAGAACUAAGUGUUUUUAACUCCCCAGAUCUAAUACUGUAAUUGGGAAACCUGCACAGUUUUAAGAGUUCAGUGGAGCCUCAGUGGUUUGGAUAGAGCUGACUCAUUGCACCUAAUGGUGGGAGUUUUCUACCAUGUCAUAUUGAAGAUAUGAAGAGGUAUUUUCCAGCUUCCCAAGUUUGAGAAUUGGGCAUCUACCUCUUAAUACUUUAGUUGACAAACCAAAUACGAAUUCCUGAGGCAUCAUUAAUUUAGAUGCAAGAUAAGACUAAGUUUCUGGAGUUUUGUUUUGACUUCCGAGGUGCUAAAAAAAUACCACGUAAAUUCUCCCUACCAGCUAGGAUAGCAAGACUUUGUAGAGUGCUUAUCAGAGGGUACCAUUUAUUUCAAUUGAUCAUUAUAAACGUGUGGUUUUUUUCAUCUUAAUGAGUUUCUCAUAAAGACACAUCUUGGGGCAUACCAACCUUCAUAUUCAUUCAGUGUAUCCAUUGAUGUUAAUAUUAACAAUUUCAACUAAAAAACAAGCAAACAUAAUUUUUCUAGGUGUUUCGAGCUGUGAGAUGUCAAUUUCUACAAAUUAGUUUCUAGACAUGCUGUAUAUUUAAUAAACUUUAUGUAAACUUUAAAAUAUUGCACUGCAUUUAUGAAAAAAGCUUUCUUUGCGUAUUGCAGCUAUCUAACAUUUUAUGAUACUGACGCAUGUCCUUCAUUAUUGAGGCUAAAAGCUCUUGUUCAGAUUGCUUGAGGUUUGAAAAAGAGGUGUGCUAGCUUUGCUUAGUUUAUUUCUUAUUUUUGGUAUACAUAUACAUAUAUAUAAUAUUAGAAUGUGUGUACUGGAAAUGCUAUGAUAGGUAUUUUGUGUUUAUUCAAAUGCAAUGAUAGUUUCUUGUAUGAAUGUGCAAGAGGCCUGUGACCGAAUGCUACGUUUUUAUGGUAGUUUAACAUUAUAAAAGUAGGAAUGCAACAAUUCCCAGUUUUCGGAUAGGUUCUAAAUUUCUGAGAUUUGAUUCAUAGCAGAUAUUCUCUGUUGUUGUUUUAAAUGGGCUCAUUACCUAAUGAAUUAAUUGUCACUAAUAGGAGAAUGUGAAGGAAUUUUGUUACAGUUUCAAAAUUGUUACUGUGAUGAAAAAUCAUCCCUCUAUUUUCAGAAAAUAUUUAUGAAUUAAUUUACUGUAGAAUUAUCCCUUUAAUUAUCAUAAUUGGGUUACAAUUUAAGCUUCCCUUUUAAAAUGUUAUAUUUUAAAAUAUUAUUACUCUAUAAAAGAAAAUUGCUUGCUAUAUUUACACCUUCUUUCCUAGGAAAGCUUUCAUCCUUAAAUUGUUGUAUUCCUACACUCUGAAGACAUUUAAAAUAAGCUUUUGUGCCUGCAGCAGAGCUUGCAGAAGCUAAUACAAGGGACACUGGUCUUUUGACAAAAUAAACUUGUGUAAAUUUUGAUACUGUAUUAAAACUAUUUUUUUAAAGUUCUGCAUAAAAUUGAGUAUUAAGUAUAUGUGUUCAUCUUAGCAAUGGUAAUAAAUUAUUUAAUCUCACA